AUGGAGGAAAGAAAGCUAAAAACUCUAUAGCCGAAGAUCAAACUUAGAGAACUUAAAUCUAUUUAAAAGGGAGAGAUUAUGUUUCAUAAGACACUAGGAAGUAAACCCAAUACAAAGAGUAUACCUUCUUCACAACUGUCAGUCAAUGAUAGAGAUAUGAAGAAGAUUCUGUAGCUAGAGAGGAUGUUUGAAAGGAAUGAGAGAAUGGAAAAGAGAAAGUAAGAGCUGAGGGCUAGAAGAGAGCAAAGAAGGGUUUUACAACUAGCAUUGGGAGCAGAUUCAAGUGAAAGGAUUCAUUAGUUUAGACUAAUAAAGAGAGAAAUACGGAACCCAGAAGAUAUAGACUCAAAACAUAAGAGUGAAGAUCAGAAAUAAUCUACAGAUGCUGGAGGAGCUUCAGUUGGAGGUGACAUAACUAAGUUAUAGAAAUCAAACAAUCUCGUCAAGAGACUAAUAGAAGAGUAUAUGGGUGAGAAGUUCGAUGAAAAUGGCCAGGUGAUACCAAAGAAAAGAGGCAGAGGGCGCAGAAGAAAGAGCAGUAUCCUUGCUGAGAAGGAGAGAAUGCGCCAAAAGAGGAUGUAUGAAAGAGAGCUUCAACGAAAAAUAGAGGAAGGAGAGAUUAAUGAAUCCGAUGAGUCACUUGAUCUGGCAAAGCUUUAAUAAUUGGACUAAGAUAGAAAAAUUAUGCAAGACCUGGACAGUAAGCUGAGGCAAGAAGAGGAUGAGAUGAGGGAGAUCCUCAAGGACAAGAACUGGUACACUGCCUACAUUUAGAAAAUAAUUUCUGAGUAGCAUAAAAAUGAUAAGCUAGUCAAGCAAACUGUGAACGAGCUAAUUAACUCAAGCCAAGAUAUAAAUAGCAAUCGAAUUGAAUAGGAAUAGAACUAAAUCUAAUAGAGCAGUGAGAGGAGUAAUUACUACAGUUAUUUGAAGAAGUAACUUAGGUUGAUUGAUGAACAGAGCGAAUGCUUAAAUGAUAAAUAAAGAAGCAUUCGAUAUUGUAUGAUACAAACUCCGGAUUAGAUUAAAUUCCAUCUGGAGAAAGUAAAGACUUAGUUAGGCAAGACAAGUGAAGCUCUGGAUGAUAUGAAGAUGAUUAUAAAUAUUAAAAAGGAGUUAGGAGACCUCUCUGGAAAGAAUUUCAACGAUUACUGA
Molecule: messenger RNA, 1155 nt
Organism: Stylonychia lemnae
Lineage: Eukaryota; Ciliophora; Spirotrichea; Sporadotrichida; Oxytrichidae
Source: the annotation of a GenBank genome assembly